UUGAUAAACUAUUUGAAUCUGUAACGGAAAUCGAAUGCCUCGGUAAUGUAGCGGUGUGAACUUGGCACAAAGAUGGCGUCGCGUCACUCACGUCGCAUCAAGUUGCGCGCUAACUAAACGCACGUGUCUGUGCGUCUCAGAGUCACAAGAUGGCGAAAGAGAGUUUGCAGCUGAACUCUAAACACGUGCAAACAGACAACAGCUUCUCAGACUUGGAAAAGGAGCAAAAGAUUAUCGACAGGGCGCCUUUCGUUAAGCUCAAAAUACGGGAUGCCAAAAUUUUAGAUUCCAUUGAGGGCAGAGAGAUUUGCGAUAAGUGUUAUAAGUCGAGGAAAUUUUUUUGUUACUCUUGUUGCAGACCUGUUAUCGACGACCGAUACAUACCUCGAGUUAAGUUGCCAAUAAAAAUUGAUAUUAUCAAACACCCUCGGGAAAUCGAUGGCAAGAGUACGGCGAUUCACGCGGCAUUAAUAGCCCCAGAAGAUGUACGAAUAUACACAUAUCCAGAGUUUCCAGAAAUUUUGGCGGAUGACAAGGUAGUGUUGAUCUUCCCAAGUAAAACGGCAUGCAGUAUAGAAGAUCUGUUCACAAAGAAAGUUGACCAUGGAGGUCACUUAAACGAACAGAGAAUACAUCACGAAUUUCCUAUAACCCGAGCGAUUUUCAUCGAUAGUACCUGGCAUCAGACCAAAUCUAUUUACAAGGAUCCAAGACUUAGAGAACUGAACUGCGUUGUUUUGAAAAACCGUAUUUCCCAAUUCUGGAGGCAUCAAAAAUCGAGUCCAAGAUGGUACCUGGCCACGAUAGAAGCUAUCCAUCAGUUCUUGGUCGAGCUACAUACGACUGCGUUCGGCGCACUCGAAAACUACUCUGCCGAACCUCCAGAAGCAAUCGAGGCGAAAAAUCCAGUUGACGAUACUGCGGAGAGUUUUCUUACACAUAAAUACUCCGGACAAUACGAUAAUUUGUUAUAUUUCUUCAAGUACAUGUACGAAAAGAUUCACAGUAUUUACGAUCACGAUAAAUUGUGGGCGUACAAACGGCCGCUCAUAUAAAUCGAGAUAUGAUUAAGUUACCAUUAAUUUGUUUUCUAUACCAUCACGUAUUUUAUAGUACGAUAUUUAAACAAAAAAACGACCGGGUAAUGAAGAUAGAAGGACUUACGAGUCGAGUGUCCUUUAUCUCCUGUUAAGAUGGUCAAAAAUUUUGUCGAUCAAACAAUGUAUUUUAGUUAGCCGUUCUUCGCAAGCGUAUUCACGUCGAGGAGUUUGCUGUUACAUUAGUUUCUUGUCAGAAAGCCGAUUUCUGGCAUAAAACAAUGUCCUUGAAUAUAGUUUAUUGUAUACAUGUAUUAAUGAAAAUAUAUACAAGACACACGGUUGCUUAUUACGAGACAGCGUAAUUACAUGAUAUAUAUAAUAUAUAUUUAUGUAUAAUAUAUUGGUAUAAUAUUAAAUAAUAUUAUGUAAUCUAAAUUAACGAAUGGUUAUCAUAACGGUAGUUAUUAGAUACUACGGUUCUACAAUCUACACAAUAUGGCCAAUGCAAGACAUAAUCGGACAGUCAAUGGGAGAGUCGUAUUAUCAAUGUAAUACAGUAUCAUAUAAGGUCCAUCUUUAAUGUUCAACGAUUACUUAAGUUACACGUGUUU
Diprion similis is the source of this 1651-nucleotide messenger RNA. RefSeq names its product tRNA-uridine aminocarboxypropyltransferase 1. Gene Ontology annotation, cellular component: nucleus. Bases 150 to 1055 code for a protein of 301 amino acids. Gene Ontology annotation, molecular function: tRNA-uridine aminocarboxypropyltransferase activity. Gene Ontology annotation, biological process: tRNA modification. The record is from RefSeq and is a predicted model, not a curated record. Lineage: Eukaryota; Metazoa; Arthropoda; Insecta; Hymenoptera; Diprionidae. The transcript is spliced from 4 exons.